This is a messenger RNA of Mya arenaria, 2220 nucleotides long. RefSeq lists its product as uncharacterized. The coding region runs from base 1 to 2220 and encodes 739 amino acids. The record is from RefSeq and is a predicted model, not a curated record. Lineage: Eukaryota; Metazoa; Mollusca; Bivalvia; Myida; Myidae. The transcript has 7 exons.
AUGGACGAGAGACACAAGGUCAGGCCCCAAACCACAUUGGACGAGAGACACAAGGUCAGGCCCCAAACGACAAUGGACGAGAGGCAAAAUAUCAGGCCCCAAACGACAAUGGACGAGAACCACAAGAUCAGGCCCCAAACGACAAUGGACGAGAGACACAAGGUCAGGCCCCAAACGACAUUGGACGAGAGGCACAAGAUCAGGCCCCAAACGACAUUGGACGAGAGGCACAAGGCACAAGAUCAAGCCCCAAACGACAUUGGACGAGAGGCACAAGGUCAAGCCCCAAACGACAUUAGGCGAGAGGCACAAGGUCAAGCCCAAAACGACAAUGGACGAGAGGCAGAAGGUCAGGCCCCAAACGACAAUGGACGAGAGACACAAGGUCAGGCCCCAAACGACAUUGGACGAGAGGCACAAUAUCAGGCCCCAAACGACAAUGGACGAGAGGCACAAGAUCAGGCCCCAAACGACAAUGGACGAGAGACACAAGGUCAGGCCCCAAACGACAUUGGACGAGAGGCACAAGAUCAGGCCCCAAACGACAUUGGACGAGAGGCACAAGCCCCAUAUGACACUGGACGAGAGGCACCAGGUCAAGCCCCAAACGACAUUGGACGAGAGGCACAAGGUCAAGCCCCGAAUGACAUUGGACGAGAGGCACAAGGUCAGGCCCCAAACGACAAUGGACGAGAGGCACCAGGUCAAGCCCCAAACGACAAUGGACGAGAGGCACAAGAGGUACAAUAUCAAGCCCCAAACCACAUUGGACGUGAGGCACAAGAUCAAGCCCCAAACGACAUUGGACGAGAGGCACAAGGUCAAGCCCCAAACGACAUUAGGCGAGAGGCACAAGGUCAAGCCCAAAACGACAAUGGACGAGAGAAACAAGGUCAGGCCCCAAACGACAUUGGACGAGAGACACAAGGUCAGGCCCCAAACGACAAUGGACGAGAGGCACAAUAUCAGGCCCCAAACGGCAAUGGACGAGAGGCAAAAGAUCAGGCCCCAAACGACAAUGGACGAGAGACACAAGGUCAGGCCCCAAACGGCAUUGGACGAGAGGCACAAGAUCAGGCCCCAAACGACAUUGGACGAGAGGCACAAGAGGCACAAUAUCAAGCCCCAAACCACAUUGGACGUGAGGCACAAGAUCAAGCCCCAAACGACAUUGGACGAGAGGCACAAGGUCAAGCCCCAAACGACAUUAGGCGAGAGGCACAAGGUCAAGCCCAAAACGACAAUGGACGAGAGGCAGAAGGUCAGGCCCCAAACGACAAUGGACGAGAGACACAAGGUCAGGCCCCAAACGACAUUGGACGAGAGGCACAAUAUCAGGCCCCAAACGACAAUGGACGAGAGGCACAAGAUCAGGCCCCAAACGACAAUGGACGAGAGACACAAGGUCAGGCCCCAGACGACAUUGGACGAGAGGCACAAGAUCAGGCCCCAAACGACAUUGAACGAGAGGCACAAGAGGCACAAUAUCAAGCCCCAAACCACAUUGGACGUGAGGCACAAGAUCAAGCCCCAAACGACAUUGGACGAGAGGCACAAGGUCAAGCCCCAAACGACAUUAGGCGAGAGGCACAAGGUCAAGCCCAAAACGACAAUGGACGAGAGACACAAGGUCAGGCCCCAAACGACAUUGGACGAGAGACACAAGGUCAGGCCCCAAACGACAAUGGACGAGAGGCACAAUAUCAGGCCCCAAAUAGCAAUGGACGAGAGGCACAAGAUCAGGCCCCAAACGACAAUGGACGAGAGACACAAGGUCAGGCCCCAAACGACAUUGGACGAGAGGCAAAAGAUCAGGCCCCAAACGACAUUGGACGAGAGGCACAAGAGGCACAAUAUCAAGCCCCAAACCACAUUGGACGUGAGGCACAAGAUCAAGCCCCAAACGACAUUGGACGAGAGGCACAAGGUCAAGCCCCAAACGACAUUAGGCGAGAGGCACAAGGUCAAGCCCAAAACGACAAUGGACGAGAGGCUCAAGGUCAGGCCCCAAACGACAAUGGACGAGAGACACAAGGUCAGGCCCCAAACGACAUUGGACGAGAGGCACAAUAUCAGGCCCCAAACGACAAUGGACGAGAGGCACAAGAUCAGGCCCCAAACGACAAUGGACGAGAGACACAAGGUCAAGCACAAAACGACAAUGGACGAGAGGCACAAGGUCAGGCCCCAAACGACAAUGAACGAGAGGUACAAGGUUAA